Messenger RNA from Cercocebus atys (sooty mangabey), 7798 nucleotides. It is a transcript of the gene JRK, whose product is annotated as Jrk homolog (mouse). Gene Ontology annotation, molecular function: DNA binding. The record is from RefSeq and is a predicted model, not a curated record. Gene Ontology annotation, cellular component: nucleus. The coding region runs from base 2359 to 4065 and encodes 568 amino acids. The transcript has 2 exons. NCBI's taxonomy places the organism in Eukaryota, Metazoa, Chordata, Mammalia, Primates, Cercopithecidae.
CGCCGCAGGGCCUGGCCUUGACGCCCCAGCCCGGACCCUUCCUGCGCUUCCACUUUCAGAGAGGCUUGGUCACGAGAUCCACUUGCCCUUAAAAAACCAGACCGAGACUUUUUUUUCUUUUUUUCUCCAUUUUCGUUUUUGCUCUUGCCCCAGACUGAAUUUCUACCCGCAAACGGGGACCCUGGGGUAGAGGUGCGUUUUAAGCGAGCCUCGCCGGUAGCUCAGUGCUGUCUCCUGCGCCAGGAUGCCCCAGCGUGGAGCGCUCCUAGCGGAACUCGGCGCCGGCUCCUGGGCGCGCUCUUCGGGGCGCACGGCCCCAGGCUUUCUGUCCCAUCUUUCUCUGUCCCAUACUCCUCUUCUGACCCCCAGUUCACCUCUUCCCCCGGUCCCAGAAUGCGACUUGUGUUUUGAGUAUUUCUCUUUCAUAUCCUCCAUACCCCCCAUCCCCAACACGCGCGCGCGCACGCACACACGAUGCCCGUGCGAAGGUUGUUUUCCACUUUCCCCCCGCGUUUCUCAGGUCUUCUUCCCCUCACACAGGACGGAGUCGGCCCCAGCGCUGACCCCUUAGGCCUCCCGUUUCUUGUCUGUGCCUUGGGCACAGGAGAAUUCCAUGUUUCAUUCCGUGUUCACGUGACCUCCGGGUUCUGUGCUUCCUCUCCAGUCGCAAGACAAGAAACCACCCUCAUUUCGGGGAGACACGGAAUCCCACAGUAGCUUGUGAGGGACUGACUCGGGACUGGGAUGCCGGGAAAAGCUUCCUGGAGGAGACUCAGCACCAGACACGGGCCCCUUGUGGACACGUCUCCAUACGUGAGCUGCAGGUGUGGCAGGAUAACACAAAGUGCUGGAACACACUGCUGUCCCACUUGCAAGACCAAAAACUUCCUUUAAAAAUAAAAUUCAGAGAUUUCCUUAUGAAACAAAUUCAGCCACUUUGUGUCAUCCUGCCGCACCUGCACUUCAGGCACGGAGACGUGUCCACAAGGAGCCCGUGUCUGGUGCUGAGUCUCCUCCAGGAAACUUUUCCUGGCAUCCCAGUCCCCAGUUAGUCCCUCACAGGCUACGGUGGGAUUCGGUGUCUCCCCCAGUUUUUCUGCAGCGGGUUCAUAUUAAAAAUCUCGAGGGUGGAUUGUGGCUUUGCCAUCCCUCCUGUACCCCACGGUGAGAUGCACAUAGCUCACUGUGCUCUGCCAGACGACACACACGUCACACCGUCACCCUCAGCGAACGAUGCAGGAUCCUUAAGGGACCAGCCCACAUUUUGCAGACCAGGAAACUGACUCCGGAAGAGGACAGGACUCAUCCAGAGGUGGCGGCCAAGAAGCCUAGAACUUGUCUUUGGAGCUUUGGCUGCAUUUGAUUGCACUCCUCAUUUCUCUUGAGCUCUGGCCUCAAAGGGCUGCGUUUCUGCACUCUACCACAUGCUCUGCAUGGAGUUGGCGGAAGCAGCUAUGGCGAGGGCGCGGGAGGGAGGGAGGAACUCCAGGAGUCCAUCCUCCAGUACUGCUGACCUGCGGAGGAGUGAGGGGAGGGAGACCCCAGGCCUGCACGCACGCCAUGCUGAGCCGGCCAGCUCAGCUGCCCGGUGUUGGGGCAAAUAGCUUCUCAGCCCUCACCAGUGUCUUACUGGGUGAAGUGCAUUGCAGGCCCUGACUCCAUAGGCUGCCCUGGCCUCACAGGGGUGCGCCCUCUGUGCCCUUCCAGUGGGCUCAGGUGUAGGGAGGGGUGUGGGGUGUUUCGCAGAUUUGUUAGGAGAGGAUGGAAUUGUCCACCUAGAAGGGAUGAGAAUGACCCACAUCCUCUUUAUGUAGAAGGGUGAGAAGAUACUUCAAAACUCCAACAGAAAGAUGUGUUUGAUUAGAGCUGCGACAUUUCUGUGUCGUUUUUCUUCAUAUUGGUCAAAGCCCCUGAAGUGCUGUGCCUGGAGAUACCAUCGUGGACCCCGGAGAGGCACCCUGCAGCUUAUGCGGCAAAACCUCGACCACCCCAGACCUGGUCAGUUUGAGGGGAGCUGCUACCACAGUAUCCACUGAGGCCGGGGUUCCGGUCGUGUGGAGCAGCAGAGGGGAGUCUGACAGGGUCACCUCCUCCACAGAGAGAACUGGCAGCUGACUGCACUGCCAGGAGCCAAGGCUUGGGUGUGUGGAGCCUGGAAGACCAGGGACACCUGAGGCAGGAGGUGCAGCGUGUGGAGUGGGGAACCCGAGACGGACUGGGGCCUGUGCUCAGGAUCAGGCAGGCAGAGUGGAGAGGGAGAGACGGAGCCCUGGAAGGGGAGCAGGAGGAGGGGGAGUAGUGGCAGCAGCCCAGGCCAGGCGUGUGUCCUGCAAGUGCUAGGACUAGCUACCCCUCCCCAUGGCCUCCAAGCCGGCUGCCGGGAAGAGCGGAGGGGAGAAGCGGAAGAGGGUGGUGCUGACGCUGAAGGAGAAGAUUGACAUCUGUACGCGCCUGGAGAAGGGCGAGAGCCGGAAGGCGCUGAUGCAGGAGUACAACGUGGGCAUGUCCACCCUCUACGACAUCAGGGCCCACAAGGCACAGCUGCUUCGGUUCUUCGCCAGCUCGGACUCCAACAAGGCCCUGGAGCAGCGGCGCACGCUGCACACGCCCAAGCUGGAGCACCUGGACCGCGUCCUGUACGAGUGGUUCCUGGGGAAGCGCUCCGAGGGCGUCCCCGUGUCAGGCCCCAUGCUCAUCGAGAAGGCCAAGGACUUCUACGAGCAGAUGCAGCUCACUGAGCCCUGUGUGUUCUCUGGAGGGUGGCUUUGGCGCUUUAAGGCCAGACACGGCAUUAAAAAGCUAGAUGCAUCCAGUGAGAAGCAGGCAGCCGACCACCAGGCCGCGGAGCAGUUCUGUGGGUUUUUCAGGAGCUUGGCUGCCGAGCACGGGCUGUCCCCCGAGCAGGUUUACAACGCUGAUGAGACCGGCCUUUUCUGGCGGUGCCUGCCAAAUCCCACUCCAGAAGGCGGGGCCGUGCCUGGCCUCAAGCAGAGCAAGGACCGGCUGACCGUGCUGAUGUGUGCCAACGCCACAGGCUCCCACAGGCUCAAGCCCUUGGCCAUCGGGAAAUGCAGCGGCCCCAGGGCUUUCAAAGGCAUCCAGCACCUGCCUGUGGCCUAUAAGGCCCAGGGGAGCGCCUGGGUGGACAAGGAGAUUUUUUCCGAUUGGUUCCAUCAUAUCUUCGUGCCCUCGGUGAGAGAGCACUUCAGAACCAUAGGUUUGCCGGAAGACAGCAAGGCCGUCCUCUUGCUGGACAGCUCCCGGGCUCACCCGCAGGAGGCCGAGCUGGUGUCCAGUAAUGUUUUCACCAUCUUCCUGCCUGCCAGCGUGGCCUCAUUGGUGCAGCCCAUGGAGCAGGGCAUUCGGAGAGACUUCAUGAGGAACUUCAUUAACCCUCCGACCCCCCUCCAGGGCCCUCACGCCCGCUACAAUAUGAAUGAUGCCAUAUUCAGCAUGGCCUGUGCCUGGAAUGCAAUUCCCAGUCACGUCUUCAGGCGGGCCUGGAGGAAGCUGUGGCCAUCAGUUGUGUUUGCUGAAGGCUCCUCCUCUGAGGAGGAGGUGGAGGCAGAGCACUUCCAAGCGAAGCCCCACAACACGUCCUUUGCGCACAUCCUGGAACUUGUGAAGGAAGGCUCCUCCUGCCCGGGCCAGCUUCGCCAGCGCCAGGCCGCCGGCUGGGGUGUAGCAGGAAGGGAGGCAGAAGGGGGACAACCCCCUGCUGCCACGUUGCCAGCAGAGGUUGUGUGGGGUUCAGAAAAGACUCCGAAAGCUGACCAAGACGGUGGAGGAGAUCCUGGUGAGGGUGAGGAGGCGGCCUGGGAGCAGGCAGCCGUGGCCUUCGACGCAGUUCUGCGCUUUGCGGAGCGGCAGCCGUGCUUCAGUGCACAGGAAGUGGGGCAGCUGCGAGCGCUGCGCGCCGUGUUCCGGAGCCAGCAGCAGGUGAGGAGGCGGCGUGGCGCCCUUGGGGCUGUGGUCAAGGUUGAAACCCUCCAGGAGGGCCCUGGUGGCUGCGGGGCCACGGCUCACUCUCCCUUGCCCUGCUCAUCCACAACAGGUGACAACUGAUGGCUUCUCUGCCCUGUCCUGGCCACUGGCCCUGUUUCUCCACGCACCCUGGAGUGGCAUGGUCCUGUGCCCCGACCCCACCUGAGGCAGGAGGGCAUGUGCAGACACUGAAGAGCCCUUCCAGGAGCGGGUCGCCCAUGGGUGUGGCUCGGGUGCCCAGGACAGUCUGUGCCCGAGGUUCCUGUCGAUACAGGUUUUAUCACUUGCCAUGUCAUCCGAAAGUGAGGAAAUGUUUUGGAAGGGUCCACCCUAGCCUAGAACAAGCCAGAGCCUCACUCUGGCUGGAAUGGGGGCCAGGCUGGGCUGAUCUGGCCUCGUGUUCGCUGGCUGAUCAUUGCAGUAUCAGAGGGUGGAGAUGUCUGUCUGUCCAUGUGGAGAGAAGUUGCCCUCCAGGCCGACAGGAGGCCAUGCCCACCGCCCCUGGACAAGCUUCGUCUCAGAAGGCUCUAUCUGCUGGGCUGGCGGCCAUCCCCUUGUUGGGUGGACCCCGGCACGGUGCCUGAGGGCCGAUGGCCGAGAGCUAGGACUCAGUUCUUGGCCUGCUCUCGGCUGAAGAGGCCGCACGUCUCACUUCAGUCGUGGCCUCGUUCAGCAGAAUGACUGGAACCAUCCUCUGUUACCCGCAGAUCCCAUCCCAUGGUCUCUGGCCCCAGGAUGUGGGGGGCCCCACGGAGAGUUGACUUGGUAGAGUUUCUUUCCGUGAAGAAAGUAGGAGUGGCUGACCAGGCCCUGCUCAUCACCCGGAUACAGGACACAGACCCUGCGUGGUAUUUUGGCAUUUUGGCUCAGAGUGCAAUGUGCCAUGUUGCCCAGAAUUUCAUACUUACGGCCUUUACAUGAAUACGUCUUGAUCAGGCGUUCAGAGAUUAGUCUUAGGUUUGCACGUAAGUCACUGGAAACAGUAAAACAGGUUGCUUAGAUUUCCAGCAAUUAUAUUUGUGCUCUUAUCCCCAGCUGUUAGCACGUUAGUAAUACCUUGGGGGAGGAGUUGUCUGUCCUGGUCAGUGUUCACAGACGCGGUUGUAAGAGGAUGUGGUGAUUUUCUCCACGUCUGUAGCUGCUUUGCAGCAUCUCCAUUUCACGGGCAGCACUCGCUUCCUGCAGCUGAAAUUCCAGAAUGCCCUGUGUCCACAGUGAUUAGCCUCGUCUUUGAGCGAGCAUGAAAUAGGUGCAUUGUUCUUUUUUUUCAUUCUUGAGGCAGGGUCUCACUCUGUUGACCAGGCUGGAGUGAAGUGGUGUGAUCACAGCUCACUGCAGCCUCGACCUCCCUGGCUUGAGUGAUCCUCCCACCCCAGCCUCCUGAGUACCUGGGACUAGAGGCGUGCACCGUGACGCCUACCUUUUUAUUUUUUUGUAGAGACAGAGUCUCACUGUGUUGCCGAGGCUAGUCUUGAACUCUCGGCCUCAAGCAGUCCUCCCUCCUCAGCCUCCCACAGUGCUGGGAUUACAGGCGUGAGCCCCAGCACUCGGCCUAAAUGGGUUUUUCUUGCUAUGUUAUUUUCAGUGCUUUGCUCUUGAAUUCUUUUCCCCUCUUAAAUUUGUAUCAUUUGGCUGAGUCAGCACGUAGUUUGCAUUCCAGCGUCUGCUGUUGAUUCCACUGAAACCUUUGUUCUCAUGAAGGAGAGGAUUUGGCUCGCUGUGGUUUCUUGUAUUUUCACAUCUCUGCCGAUACAGGGGCAAAAGUCAUUCCUGACAGAGCCCUGCCUGUGUCCUGGGAGUGUGUGUUUCUUGCUUUGAAUGCAUGUGUGAUGGUUAUAAAAGCCAAAUAGUUUCUGAAGAUCUCGGUGCUGAAUGACAGUCCCAGUUGUUCCCAUUUGGGUCCCGUUGCCUUCGUAGUGUCACCCCCCCGUUUGCUUCCUGUGUCUGGGGAACUUCUGCACAUCCGUGUACUUCGUGCCAUUUCUGGGCUCACAUGUCACUCCUAGCAGAGCCUCAUAACCAAGAUUGCUGGAUUGCGGCUGCUUGAGGCAACGCAGGAGGUUAGAACAUGUCUCGAGGGCUCUGAAGCAGCGGGACAUCCUGGGUGGGUGGAGCUGAGGAGGGCACGGGGCAGGCCUGCCGAGCUCCUGGCUGGCUCUCCUGAAUCCUCUGGAGAUGGCUUGUCCCUGUCAGACUGUAGCUCUUCAGGACCUGAGCUCUUCCCGCUCUUGACCUGCUUCUGUGCUGACUGUGCUGGGCUCAUGGGUAGACAUUUGUCCCCAGUGAGUGGCUGUGUCCUCAGGGUGCCCCUCUUUGAGACUAAUUGCAACAAGGCUUGGAACCUGACUCUAGGCACAGCCCCUGUGGGUGGAAUCCCUUGUACCACCCAGGGGACUUGGGCCCUGCUCCUCCUGCAGCCCCUCCUCACCUGGGCUCGCUGCUGCGGGUCUCCCUGGAGUGAGGUUUUUAGGGAGCCCAGAGCUUACUCAUCUCUGCGCUGCUGGGCCCAGCUGCCUGCUGCAUACUUCCUGCCUCCAUCCUGUCCCCCGGAACGCUUUGUGGAGACUGCUGUUUCCUCUGAACACUUUGUUUUCACUUCCUGACCAGUCUCAAAAGCUCAAGUGGUGGAAUGUUUUAGCCUCAGAAUCUUGUUCCCCAAGCCCUCUCAGGUGGAGCCCCGCUGCACCAGACACCACAGCACAGCCCUGUGAGGCUGUGUCUCCUCACUCCGUUUCUGGGGCUGCUGAGGCCCCUGGGAAGCCCUGGAGCUUGCCAGAGCAGAGGGUGCAAGUCUCUGGUCCCGUUUAAAUGCCUCUCCCUUUUAUCUGUGAACACGGGGCUGGAGCCACUCCUUGUCUUCUCACCGUGCCCCUACAGGUCAUGGCCUCAGUUCUCCAGUGGCUUUUGGGGCAGCAGGUGCUGCGACAUCUGGUUUGGGACCUCCGUGGCUGCUUCCAGCCUGCUAGUAGAACGAACCUCUUUGUACCACCACAUUCUUCUCUGGUGGUGCCCCUGAGGGCUCAGGCCUGAAGGCACUCCUUUGUCCUCAGUUGGGACAGGCAGCCUCCACUCUGGGAGCUCCCAUCCCUCAGGGUGCCCAGGAGAGGCCAUACUUUCAGGGUGGCACGGUGAAUUCAGGGAUUGGGAUUGGUAGGUGGUCUUUCAGCCCCUUCUACCUUGGAUUGGUUUACAGAACACCUGUCCUGCCUGUGCCAGCCUGGAUCUCUGUGGGCACCCCCGGCACGCUGUGCUGAAGGUUGUCUGCCUCCUGCAUAGGAGGAUCUAGAGCGGACCUUGCCCUGGGCCCGUCUGCAGGCCACUGUUCUUAUCCAGCAGGCCGAGUGAGUGAUUGCUAGUGGUAGGUUGACUGGAAGAAAGGAAGUCGCAGCCCCUGCUCAUGGCUUCCUCAGCUCCCUGGGGUUGGAGGACUGUCAUCAGUUGUCCCCAGUUUGGAGGAGGUUCAGGGUCCCGGUGGCUGGAUGUGCUUCCGGAGGGACAGGGUUUUGGAGGACUGUCAUCAGUUGUCCCCAGUUAAAGUCCAUUUGGAGGAGGUUCAGGGUCCCAGUGGCUGGAUGUGCUUCCGGAGGGACAGGGUUCGAGGCAGGGAUUUGCAGAAGGUGUGGACUGCAUCCUUUCUUGGGAGGCUGUGGCACAAGGCAGCCAAACUUGGGACAAAUCAAGACCCAUCCACACUGCACCUCAGGGACCUCACCUCACCCCACAUACAUGUGCUUAUGGGGGGCCGGGGGUGGUGGCUUCUGCCUGAAAUCCCAGCGCUCUGGAACGCCAAGGCAGGAGGAUCAUGUUACUUCAG